UUGGUUCCCUACCGUAAAUCACGAGGAGUAUUUUGUUGGUAACCUAAGCGUCGGACGAGCACCUUCAACAACCCUCAAUCUCAGUUUUGGCCUGCUCGAAGGACCAUCACCCUCCGGCAGACGAACGACUCAGGGACAAGUGAGCAAGAUGCCCAACAUCAAGAUCUUCAGCGGCUCGUCGCACCCUGAGCUGGCGCAGGCCAUCGUCGACCGGCUCGGCAUGAAUCUCGGCAAAGUGGUUACAAAAAAGUUCAGCAACCUGGAAUCGUGCGUCGAGAUCGGGGAAUCGGUCCGCGGCGAGGACGUGUACAUCAUCCAGAGCGGCUGCGGGGAGGUCAACGACAACCUGAUGGAGCUGCUCAUCAUGAUUAACGCGUGCAAAAUCGCGUCUGCCUCCAGGGUGACCGCAGUCAUCCCCUGCUUUCCGUACGCCAGACAGGAUAAAAAGAUGAUCCCUUCGUUACAGGACAAGAGCCGGGCGCCGAUCUCGGCCAAGCUGAUCGCCAACAUGCUGAGCGUGUCCGGGGCCGACCACAUCAUCACGAUGGACCUGCACGCCAGCCAGAUCCAAGGCUUCUUCGACAUCCCGGUGGACAAUUUGUUCGCCGAGCCGGCCGAGGUCAAGUGGAUCAAGGAGAACAUCCCCGAGUGGCGCAACUCGAUCAUCGUGUCUCCGGACGCGGGCGGCGCCAAACGCGUCACCGCCAUCGCCGACCGGCUCAACGUCGAGUUCGCUCUCAUCCACAAGGAGCGCAAGAAGGCCAACGAGGUCGCCUCCAUGGUGCUGGUCGGCGACGUGCGCGACAAGAUCGCCAUCUUGGUCGACGACAUGGCCGACACGUGCGGCACCAUCGUCCUCGCCGCCGAGAAGCUGAUGGACGCCGGCGCACUCAAGGUCUUCGCCAUCCUCACGCACGGCAUCUUCUCCGGCCCGGCCAUCUCGCGCAUCGAGGCUGCCUGCUUCGAUGCUGUCGCCGUCACUAAUACCAUUCCUCAGGAGAAGCACAUGAAGGAGAGCAGUAAGAUCCAAGUGAUCGACGUCUCCAUGAUGUUCGCCGAGGCGGUCCGUCGUACUCACAAUGGGGAAUCCGUCUCGUAUCUCUUCUCGAACGUGCCAUACUAAUAAAAACGAACUGAAAAAGCAGCUAGUACUCGCGCUGCGUGUAUUUCCAUUAAAUUACGACUGCCAGAAACGACAGACGAGUGGGUGGUGGCAUCAAAUGUCGCUGGGAGAUCUGCAGUCGUUUCAAAUCAAAAAAGAGAAAAUUAAUGUUAAACUCACAUAUUAUUAUAUUUAAAGAAAAAGAAAACUACUCGUUUAGUUUGUAAUGGAUUACUUUUAAAUUUUUGUAUUUUAAGUUGCAAGGACUUAAUAUUAAACCACUGUUGCCGGUGCUCAAUUAGAAAAUAUACUAGACUCCUUUCCAUUUUAAUAAUUUGUUCCUUUUACAUGAAUUCUGAAUCGAAAUUUUAACAAGAAUGUUCUGCUUGGCCGUAAAUUUUGAACUUUGUACAAGGGCAAUAAAUUUAAUUGGUCAGGCGCCUGUAUAAUUACCUAAA
Messenger RNA from Cloeon dipterum, 1560 nucleotides. RefSeq names its product ribose-phosphate pyrophosphokinase 1-like. Bases 149 to 1123 code for a protein of 324 amino acids. Gene Ontology annotation, biological process: ribonucleoside monophosphate biosynthetic process; purine nucleotide biosynthetic process; 5-phosphoribose 1-diphosphate biosynthetic process. Gene Ontology annotation, cellular component: ribose phosphate diphosphokinase complex; cytoplasm. The record is from RefSeq and is a predicted model, not a curated record. NCBI's taxonomy places the organism in Eukaryota, Metazoa, Arthropoda, Insecta, Ephemeroptera, Baetidae. The transcript has 3 exons. Gene Ontology annotation, molecular function: magnesium ion binding; ATP binding; ribose phosphate diphosphokinase activity.